Molecule: messenger RNA, 2607 nt
Organism: Monopterus albus (swamp eel)
Lineage: Eukaryota; Metazoa; Chordata; Actinopteri; Synbranchiformes; Synbranchidae
Product: elongation of very long chain fatty acids protein 4-like
Exons: 7
Coding region: 302-1207 (301 amino acids)
Biological process (GO): fatty acid elongation, polyunsaturated fatty acid; very long-chain fatty acid biosynthetic process; fatty acid elongation, saturated fatty acid
Cellular component (GO): endoplasmic reticulum; endoplasmic reticulum membrane
Molecular function (GO): fatty acid elongase activity
Source: RefSeq, a predicted model, not a curated record
UCCCGCAUGCGCAGUGCCAUCUGGAUGUUCAGGAGCCUGGGAGAAGAAGAUGCUGAACGGACCGACUGUAUAACUGGAACAGCUUAGUCAUAUAUUUUCACUUGUCUUGUCUAGUGUCUUGUAAAAUUGCAGUUUAAUGUCGAACUAUACCCGGGACUGUGUAGAAACGGAUAAGUGGUAACGGAGGCAGAGGAAGAAGAGCAAAGCAGUAACUGACAGGAGCUGGGCAUCAAACUGCACCGAAUGUCAUUAAGUUACACGCUCUCAAACACCGAGGACUAUAAAGACCAAAGGCAGAGCCAUGGAGGCUGUAACACAUCUUGUGAAUGACACUGUAGAAUUUUAUAAAUGGAGCCUUACAAUAGCAGACAAGAGGGUGGAGAACUGGCCGAUGAUGUCGUCUCCCUUCCCCACUCUGGCCCUCAGCUGCCUGUACCUGCUCUUCCUGUGGGCGGGGCCUAGAUACAUGAAGGACCGCCAGCCCUACACACUCAGGAAGACCCUCAUAGUCUACAACUUCAGCAUGGUGGUCCUCAACUUCUACAUCACCAAAGAGCUCCUAAUAGGCACUACAGCAGCCAGAUACAGCUACCUUUGUCAGCCUGUCAACUACUCCAAUGAUGUCAACGAAGUCAGGAUAGCAUCUGCUCUUUGGUGGUACUACAUUUCCAAAGGAGUGGAAUUCUUGGACACAAUCUUUUUCAUCCUGAGGAAGAAGUUUAACCAGGUCAGCUUCCUCCACGUCUACCACCACUGCACUAUGUUCAUCCUCUGGUGGAUUGGAAUUAAAUGGGUCCCUGGUGGACAAGCUUUUUUAGGUGCGACCAUUAACUCUUGUGUUCACGUACUCAUGUACGGUUACUAUGGCCUGGCAGCUCUGGGACCUCACAUGCAGAAGUACCUCUGGUGGAAGAAAUACCUCACCAUUAUUCAGAUGAUCCAGUUCCACGUGACCAUCGGCCACGCUGCCCACUCACUCUACACAGACUGUCCAUUCCCCAACUGGAUGCAGUGGUCUCUGAUUGGCUACACUAUAUCCUUCAUCAUCCUCUUUGCCAAUUUCUACUACCACGCUUACCGGCGCAAACCCCCCUCACACAAGGGAGGCAAGCCCGUGGCAAACGGCAACUCGGUGCUCAUUAACGGUCACAGCAAAGUGGAGGAUAACAGGAAGAGACAAAAAAAAGAAAGACCAAAAAGGGAGUAAAGAAAGACAAGGGGCGUGCUUGGUGUUAAACAGAAAGAAGACAGAUGUUUCGAGGGCCAGGGAGGGAAGAAAUGAACCAGACUGGCUUCAGCAUCCCUGCAAAUAAUGUAGAUGGAUGAAAUUUGUGACCAAUUUGUGAAGAUGAAAGGGCAGCAAUGUAGGUGGGUGUGUCUGUAAAGGGUUCUGGUUAUGAGAGGAAGAGUGGGGUACUGAUUGUCUCCAUUUAAUCAAGAAAAGCAAAACGCUGAUCAUGUACAGUAAGCUCUGUGCUCCUUUGCACAACACUGCUUUGGACCAUAAUAGUAAUAAUAUAAAAACAACCAAAAUUCACCUCCAAGCUUUGUACUCUAGAUUUGAGUAUUGUUUUAACUAAAAGCUCGAGUAGUCUUUAAUAAGCUAAUUUAUUUCGUAGUGCCCUAAAAGAGUUUUAAUGAACAUAACCAAAAGAAGAACAUGCAGUUAUACCAAAGAUUAGCAAAUGAAAAGUAUGAAGUGUCCCAAACUGAAGCUGCAAAUACAGAAUACCAUUUUCUUUGUGUUCAAUGUGAAAUAAAAACUUGCUUUAAAUCCCUUUUGGGGGAGGAAACUUUAGAUUCUUUUAGUAUUUAUUUAAAUUUGUGGGUUACUUUUGUUAUAAUAUUUUUCAUGGGUCCUCAUGAUUUAUUUCUUUUUGCUGUGCGAUGUAGCUGAUGUGCAAGAAUAAGAGAUUAAAGUUGAGCUCAGUAUUGUCUCACUGCCAAGUAGGACUGAAGGGAAAACUAAUCAUGAAAAGAGUUUAAGAAGAUGAAUGGUAAUUUCAUUGUCUUAUUAAAAUGAAAGUGACAGAUUCUGGCUGCACAUAUAACAAAUAAAAGACAAUGUCAGCGCCCCAUAGUUAAUGCUUGUGAACCUGGGUUAGUUUUGAUGUGAGCAUGUGAACACAUUUGCAGAAUCAGUCAGCUACUUUACUACUAAAGCGAUGUUUAGCUGCCUAUUUCUCUCCAUGUUCUCGUUUUCCUCUCUUUUCUCCCUACAUCUUGCAUUUGUUUCUUCCAUCUCGGUCUGCAGGAUGAAAAGGACUCACGUGUGUGUGUGAAAGAGAGAAGUAGCCUGUGUCUUUGGCCUGUCCAUACAGAGCUGCCCUAAUCUGUGGGGGUAAAUUGGCUUUAGCUCUCAAAGAGCUUAUUUCUAUGUCACGCCAUACCCAGGAAAGCAGGUUACUGGAAGAGAAGCCUUUACUAAUCUACCAUCAGGUCGCUAUUGAAAUUCUGAAACUGGCUUUUACAAGAGACACCUAAGUGACACCAGUGCAGUGCAAAUUAAUAUUCUGGUUCAUUUCAGGAUUAUACUGCUCUAUUCAGCCACGUUUUUUCACAUGCUUGUCACUCAUUUCUUCAGUAGCCUGUGACAAACACACUAAA